GCUGUGAGCAUAUCUCAGCACCUCUUUUUCUAUCUAGACACAAUUUGAUACGAUGAAGGGAAACGUGUUGUCAAAUUUCAACUAAUUUACUUUGACUGAAAGCAUUCGAGGCGCUGUUCAAACUAGAAAUGAUUUCUGGAUUUAUUUUGUUACUUCUUGUGUCAACAUCGCCAAAAGGGAUUGAUUCGAAGUUUGCCCAUUGUUUGAAAUUAGAGAAAAAAUGGUGCUUCGACAGGCAACUGCAUCACAACUGGACAUCCCUACCGCCAUUCACGGACAAUGCUAACCAAACUGAAGCAAGGCGUGAAUUACAAAAAUGGCAGGCAUUAAAAGCCGUUCCAUCAUGUUGGCAAAUAAUAGCACCUUUUUUGUGCCAUGCGUACUUUCCGAAAUGUUCAAAUGGCUCAAUAACGUUACCUUGCAAGUCUUUAUGCAACGUGGUUCGUGACAGUGCUUGUACCAUGAUACCAUUCUUUAACGAAGGAACUUGGCCUAAGGUUUUAAACUGCGAUUAUUAUUCGUCAACUCGUUGUACACAGUUGAACCCAAGCAACAACCAGUCAUAUAGAUGUCAGUAUCCUUUGAUAGAAACAAGUUACAAAAAGAACUGGUAUAAUGGAAUCAAAUACUGUGGGCUAGAAUGUCGGAAUCAUCUUUAUUCGAAAGAAGAACACAGACAGAUUCACACAACAAUUUCAGUUCUAGGAUCCUUGUCCUUGAUUUGCAAUCUUUUCAGUGUGGCAACCUUCUUGAUCGAUUGGAAAGCACAGAAUAAAUACCCUGCCAAGAUUAUAUUUUUCAUGAACCUGUGUUUUUUUGUGAGUUCCAUGGGUUGGUUGUUGCAGUUUGUUGGUGACACUCGGAACAAAAUAACAUGUCGUCAGGAUGGAACAAGGCGUAUAGGAGAGCCAGGGAGUAAUUCUGAUGGUUACGGCUGGUGCUUGUUCUCCUUCAUCUUGAUUUACUAUUUCUCAUUUGCUGGUAUCAUGUGGUUUGUGAUGCUUUCCUACGCUUGGCAUAGCUCAUUCAGGACUCUUGGGUCGACACAAGAUAAGCUUUCAGGAAAGAAGACCUAUUUCCAUGUGCUUUCUUGGAUGAUCCCUGUUAUUUCAACCAUUUUGAUUCUAGUUUUGGAACAGGUCGAUGGAGAUUCAGUUGUCGGGAUUUGUUUUGUUGGAAUACAAAAUCAUGGAAUGAGACAGGGUUUUGUUCUAGUCCCGUAUGGAAUUUGCCUUUUAAUUGGUGAAGCCUUCAUGAUAAGAGGGACCGUAAUUUUGUUCAAAGUCAAAGGACAGAACCUAACCUUCCUAAAUGGCAGGGCUUCUACCAAAAUUAAAGAAACAAUAAUAAGGAUUGGUAUCUUCUCGCUGCUAUCUUGUGUAUUUUUCAUAAGUGUAUUAGUCAGCCAUGCUGAGGAUGCAAAAAACUGGAACACUAUGCAUAAGAGUUUGAUGGAGUACGUGCGAUGCAAAGCAGUGAAACUGUACUCGAAGAGUGCAUCGGAUUACAAAUGUGUAAUUAAAAGCAAACGCAGUGUUGCAUUGAUUCAGCUGCAGGUUAUUUCGGCAUUUGGUGCUGGAAUCACUGUCAGCACAUGGAGCUGGACUAAAGCAACCAUGAGAACAUGGAAGAAGGCUUGGAUCAGAUUUCGGGGAUUUGAUGUGAAGAAAAGAAUUCAAAACAGUUUUAAUGCAAGAAAAAACAAGAAGAGAAUAGCUCCUUUGGUGGAGCAUGCGCUACCAGCUAUUGCCUUGGCAGUCCCCUUGGGAACAAGAGCAAAACGAGGCUCUCUGGCGUCAGUUGCAUCGAAACAAAGUAGCAAGUUGAAAAUCUCAUCUUUCAUUUCUGGUUUCAUCGACGAAAUUCGCUCGAAAAUGAAAUCAGCUUCAGGUGUCAAUACAAAGCAAAAUAACUUUGAACUGCGGCCUAGCCCGAUAGUGAUAAGACCACCUGACGGGAGAAGGCGGUCUUUAUUAAGUAUAGAAUCGAUUUUAACCACUUCAUCGCAAGGAAGACUGCGCUUGCGCCGAUCAAGCAUGCCAACAACAGCUACAAACGGCAGUGAAUUCGGCAUGGCGUUUGGGCAUCUGUGGUCAAUACAGCCACAGAUUCACGUGCCAACGAAGGAUCGAAACAAGGAGCAGUCACGAAACCUACGAGUAAUACGACUUGGCGAAGAUAUGACAACCACUGGACAAAAAGAUUCAAAAAAUGAAAAUAUAUCGAAAGGAAAACGAAAGAAAAAACGGCAAAGUAGAGGAAGUAGCAGGGUUGCCCCGGUCUCGAAUUCAGGAACUGAAACAUUGUCAAUAAAAUGUGCCGCAGUAAACAGUAACUGUGGUUAUUUACCGCCUUUGAAAAACGAAUUACGUCAACGAAGCCCAGCAAGAUUGAGUGAUGCUUCUCACAUGGUCCAGGGCAGACAGACUCAUUCUGGUAUUAAAAAUGAUGCAAACGAGGCACAAACGCCCUUACGUUUUUUCCAUGAAACUUUUAUUGGGCCUAAAUAG
Molecule: messenger RNA, 2510 nt
Organism: Rhopilema esculentum
Lineage: Eukaryota; Metazoa; Cnidaria; Scyphozoa; Rhizostomeae; Rhizostomatidae
Product: protein smoothened.L
Biological process (GO): commissural neuron axon guidance; smoothened signaling pathway; central nervous system development
Cellular component (GO): plasma membrane; cilium; dendrite
Molecular function (GO): patched binding; transmembrane signaling receptor activity
Source: RefSeq, a predicted model, not a curated record